This is a messenger RNA of Trichechus manatus latirostris (Florida manatee), 2256 nucleotides long. RefSeq names its product heparan sulfate-glucosamine 3-sulfotransferase 2 (gene HS3ST2). Lineage: Eukaryota; Metazoa; Chordata; Mammalia; Sirenia; Trichechidae. Gene Ontology annotation, molecular function: [heparan sulfate]-glucosamine 3-sulfotransferase activity. The transcript is spliced from 2 exons. The record is from RefSeq and is a predicted model, not a curated record. The coding region runs from base 408 to 1511 and encodes 367 amino acids.
ACCGUCCGGUCCGCCGCCAGCCCGCACCUCCGCGCCGCCGCCAAGCAUUCUGUGCGCGGCGCUCCGAGAAUCCAGAAUGGGGCUUCGGGCGCUGGGCGCGCUCCGAACCCGGCGCCCGUAAGAGCCGAGGAGCGCCGGGAGCCGCCCUGCUGCCCGGAGCCCCCGCGCCUAGAACGAGGAGAUGUUGGAAGCGCCGCCGCCUGUUCCGGGAAGAGCCGCCGCCCCCGGGAUCCCUGGGCAUGGAGCGCGCCCGGGCCACCACCGCUUGGAGAAGACGGCGCCCCCUUCGCCCGACCCGCGCGUCCCAGACCGCGCAGCCUGAGCCUCUCGGAGGCCUCAGGGCCAAAGCCGCUCCGCCGCCGGUGCCCCCUCGGAAAUCAUGACCCCCGGCGCGCGCCCAUGGAGCCAUGGCCUAUAGGGUCCUGGGCCGUGCGGGGCCACCUCAGCCGCGGAGGGCGCGCAGGCUGCUCUUCGCCUUCACGCUCUCGCUCUCCUGCACUUACCUGUGUUACAGCCUCUUGUGCUGCUGCGACGACCUCGGACAGAGCCGCCUGCUUGGCGCGCCUAGCUGCCUCCGCGGCCCCAGGGCGGGCGGCCAGAAACUUCUCCAGAAGUCCCGCCCCUGUGAGCCUCUGAGGCCUACGCCCAACGAGCCCAGCGCUUCCAGCGCGCCCGCCGCCGCCGUGCCCCCCCCUCGCCUCUCCGGUUCCAACCACUCUGGCUCACCGAAGCUGGGCACGAAGCGGCUGCCCCAAGCGCUCAUUGUGGGCGUGAAGAAGGGGGGCACCCGGGCUGUGCUGGAGUUUAUCCGGGUGCACCCUGACGUGCGGGCCUUGGGUACAGAGCCCCACUUCUUCGACAGGAACUACGGCCGCGGGCUGGACUGGUACAGGAGCCUCAUGCCCAGGACCCUCAAGAGCCAGAUCACUCUGGAGAAGACGCCCAGCUAUUUCGUCACUCAAGAGGCCCCUCGACGGAUCUUCAACAUGUCUCGAGACACCAAGUUGAUUGUGGUCGUGCGGAAUCCCGUGACCCGGGCCAUCUCCGAUUAUACCCAGACGCUCUCCAAGAAGCCCGACAUUCCUACCUUUGAGGGCCUUUCCUUCCGCAACCGCACACUAGGCUUGGUGGACGUGUCCUGGAACGCCAUCCGCAUUGGCAUGUACGCACUGCACCUGGAGAGCUGGCUGCAGUACUUCCCCCUGGCGCAGAUCCACUUCGUCAGUGGCGAGCGGCUCAUCACCGACCCAGCCGGCGAGAUGGGGCGAGUGCAGGACUUCCUGGGCAUCAAGAGGUUCAUCACCGACAAGCACUUCUACUUCAACAAGACCAAAGGCUUCCCUUGCUUGAAAAAACCAGAAUCGAGCCUUCUGCCUCGAUGCCUGGGCAAAUCGAAAGGGAGAACUCAUGUACAGAUAGAUCCUGAAGUGAUAGACCAGCUCCGGGAAUUUUAUAGACCUUAUAAUAUUAAAUUUUAUGAAACUGUUGGGCAGGACUUCAGGUGGGAAUAAGCCAAGGAGAUACAAAGGUUCUUCUCUUAUACGAGGUUUGCUGUCAGAGCUGUGGUCUUCUUUCCCCUACAAUCCUGGGCUGCAGCCCCCUUCCCCAUCUUGGGUCCCAUCACCCUGGAACAGGGAAGCCCAGCUAAGGCCAAGAGACUCAGGGGUCUCUGCCACUAGCUCUCCCCAGUCUGUCAAGGCAAAGUUGAUCUGCUUCUGGCAUGUUGGGUUAAUUUCAGAAUCAUUGUUCCUUCAGCCCAUAAGAGGUCUUGGGCAAUUGCCUUCAGGAGAGUGGAUCUUCCAAUGAUGAUAGAUACUUUAAGUGGUGACAGUUCUGUUGCUAUGAACACAGCAGUCUGUCCCUGUCUCUGUCCACUCUGGAGUGGGCAUGUUAAUUCCACACGGCAUGUCCCUCCCCUCUGAGCUUAACUUUCCUGAGUGGUCAUGGGUGGUGGGGUGGGCGACCAUCCUCAGUCCUCAGACCUUAGCAGCUCGUGCAGAGCAGGACGCACCCCCUGGCCGCUUCUAGGAGACAGACCCUUUGAUGAUGAAAUGAACCAGUAAAUUCAAAGCCUUUGGUCUAAACUGUGCUUGGAGGACACUGUCUUUGAAAACCACUUUGUGACUCUCCUGCUCCCUGUGGACAAAAGCACACAUUCUGCUGUUACGGGUACUUUCCUCACGCAAGCUUUCAUGCUCAGCAUGCAACGGAAUCAUGCUUCUCCAUGUGAAAUAAAUAUGGCUCUCUCGUGUCCUU